This is a messenger RNA of Symbiodinium necroappetens, 387 nucleotides long. Lineage: Eukaryota; Dinophyceae; Suessiales; Symbiodiniaceae. The record is from the annotation of a GenBank genome assembly.
GAGCAGUGCCGUGACUUCCGUGUGCCACCACCUUUAGAGCCGCUCUUGCCACCAGACGACUUCUUGGCCGACGGGGAUGUGGUGCAAUGGGCUCCGGACCUGACUGUAAAGUGCUUGCAUUGCCCCGGUCACACACCUGGCUCUAUGUCGUACUACUUCGAACAGCACAAGCUCGUCUGCCCAGGGGAUACAUUGUUCCAGGGCUCAGUUGGAAGGACAAAUUGGGCAGGGAUUCCCUCGCUCCAAGGCACCUCGGAUUCAAACCAGAUCAUUGGAAGUAUAAAGACAAAGCUUCUUACCCUUGAUGGCGAUGUGAGAGUGAUUUCGGGACAUGGACCAGAUACCACUAUUGCAGAUGAGCGAGCCCACAAUCGCUUUGUCCGAUGA